CGUCGCAAUCUAGUCUAUGGUUGAAUCAAUCAGCGCAUUGUCUUUUUACGUACCUUUCCCAAUGCCCUUUACUUGUUUCUACAAUGGAAAUUAACUAUGAAAUAGCGAAGGCUUUAGGUAUUUUAAUAGACAGACUACACGACGACGAGAAAUAUCCGUCAUUUCUUGAUGAAAUGCUUGAAUUUAUCGAUCGACUGCUUCUUAAUGUUUAUAAUGGCGAUUUUAGUGAUGUUUUGAUAUUAUUAAAAAAACACACCACGCAGAUGAGUCAAACAUCGCAACAGAGUCAAGAUGAGAAAAUUUUAAAACGUUCCACGCUAACGGAAAUAUGGCGGAAGAAGUGGAAUUUGACUAAAGCAGAAGUGUACCAUAAACACGAGCGGCGUGACGUCAUCGUCAUGUGCAGUGACGUUUUGAAUAAAAUCAUCGUUAGGUCUAUGGAAGGGUACAGUUUGGUCGCGUUCGCCGCUCUGCAGUGUUUUAAUUUGUUGCAAUCUUGAAUAAAUGAUUC
This is a messenger RNA of Zerene cesonia (dogface butterfly), 511 nucleotides long. RefSeq lists its product as uncharacterized. The coding region runs from base 84 to 500 and encodes 138 amino acids. The transcript has 3 exons. NCBI's taxonomy places the organism in Eukaryota, Metazoa, Arthropoda, Insecta, Lepidoptera, Pieridae. The record is from RefSeq and is a predicted model, not a curated record.